Molecule: messenger RNA, 3708 nt
Organism: Purpureocillium lilacinum
Lineage: Eukaryota; Fungi; Ascomycota; Sordariomycetes; Hypocreales; Ophiocordycipitaceae
Biological process (GO): maintenance of cell polarity; piecemeal microautophagy of the nucleus; endocytosis
Cellular component (GO): membrane; cytosol; nuclear envelope
Molecular function (GO): sterol binding; protein binding
Source: RefSeq, a predicted model, not a curated record
AUGUCAGACACAGGAGGUGAAAGCAACGGCACGCCGCAUCACAAGCGCUCCAAGUCGGCUGCCGCUCUCGCGCUUCUUCGACGCAAGGACACGCGCGAAGACGACUCGGGCUCCGAGGACGGCCGCUCUGCCGCCUCUCCCAGAUCCGCACCCAAGCAAGCCGCCAUGUCCCAACAAGCUCCCACGCGGAGCCACAACAACUCCAAGCUCUCGGCCGCCUCGCCCCUGAGCAGGAUCCCCUCCAACCAGCCCGCGCCGCCGAGACACAGCGACAAGUCGGCCAGCCUCGAGCAAUCGGUUCGCAAGUUCAGAGUUGUCGAGGCCCUGAGGAGCGGCGACACUGCCUCCAUCUCGAGGGCCAUCCGCGAGACAGCCGACAACGCGCCCCGCCCGAGCACCUCGUCCAUCUCAACUCUCAGCGGCGGCCCGCUCGAAGACACGACCAUCCUCCAUCUCGCCAUUCAAUGCGCCGAGUUUCCCGUCAUUGAAUAUGUGCUGUCCGAUGGCGCUGGCAGCAUCGAGGUCAAUGCCCGCGACAAGGAUGGCAAUACGCCUCUGCACAUCGCCGCCAUGCACGGCCGUACCCCGGUCGUCAAGUUGCUGCUCGAGCAGAAGGAAAUCAAUGACGCCAUAGCCAACACGCAGGGCAAGCUCCCAAUCGAUUUGGCCCGAAAUCCCGAAAUCUUCCAGCUCCUUCAGCUGUCGCGAUCGCUGUACACGGAAGCCAAGGUGGCGCAGGUGCAGGAGCUCAUUGCUAGAAACGACUAUGAUACGCUCGCAGAGGUGCUCGAGGAGCACCGGCUCAAGACGGUCCUCGACAUCAACAGCCCCGAGUUUGCUUCCGAGCCGGUGACCGUGCAGACGGGCGGCACCCUCCUUCACGAAGCCGCGCGAAAGAAGAAUACUCAGCUCAUCCAAAUACUGCUGCUCCACGGGGGCGAUCCCUUCCGUCGCGACCGGAAGGGCAAGUUGCCGCAGUCCAUCACCAACGAUGACGGCGUCAAGGCCAUACUCAAGAAAUCUCCAGCCGCAGUGGCCGCACAGCGAGGGAUUCAGGAGAAGGCGGUGCUCGGCCACGCUGCAUCUCAAGGGACUGCCGCCGCCAAUGCCAGCGACCUCAUGGCGGGACGCGAAGCCCGCGAGAUGAAGGGCUAUCUCAAGAAGUGGACAAACUACCGCAAGGGCUACCAACUAAGGUGGUUCGUCCUCGAGGACGGCGUGCUCAGCUAUUACAAACAUCAAGACGAUGCGGGCUCUGCCUGCCGCGGCGCUAUCAACAUGAAGAUUGCCAAGCUCCACAUGAGCGCCGACGAGAAGACCAAGUUUGAGAUCAUCGGCAAGUCGUCAGUCAAAUACACUCUGAAGGCAAAUCACGAGGUCGAGGCCAAGCGCUGGUUUUGGGCGCUCAACAACUCGAUACAGUGGACCAAGGAUCAGGCAAAGGAGGAGGAGCGACAGGCGGCCCGCAGCGCAGAGCUGCUCAAGCAGGCCAAAGCUGAGCAGAGCGGGUCGCUCUCCAUUCAGGAGUCGCAUAGCGAGAACGCCAGCCUUUCCGACCUCCAACGAAGCACGUCUCACCUUCCCAGCAGAUCCGUGUCCAGCAACAAGGUUCCCCUUCAUGCAGGGACCAGCACGGUGGGAAGUGGUGAAGAUGACGAGUUCGCAGAUGCCGGGACGGAGGGCGACGUCUCAAGACUGCAUGGCAAUGGCGGCCCAUUCAUUCCCGGUGAGCAUGAUGACGAUGACGACGACUACGGGGACGAUCGCAGCGUCCGAGAGGCACCAGGGGCGACAAAGGACGCGCUGAAUAUCACCGCGCAGUCAGCGAAACUGCAGCUCGAGACCAUGUCGAGCGUCCAUACCGCCCUGCUGGCUGAACUCUCGCAAAGCCCUGCUACCCCACUCUCCGAUGGCAAGGUCACACAGGCGCUGACGACAUACGACGCCGCGAUCCGCAGCCUCACGGGCCUUGUGGGCGACCUGCUCCGGAUCUCCAAGGAUCGCGAUGCCUAUUGGCAGUAUCGUCUGGACCGCGAGUCCAACAUGCGACGCAUGUGGGAGGAGAGCAUGCAGCAAGUCGCACGAGAGCAGGAAGAGCUCGAAGCGCGCAUGAGCGAGGCCGAAAAGAAGCGCCGCUUGACGAAGAAGGCACUCAAGGAGGUCAUGGAAGGCGGCGUUCUCUCAGCCAACCACACGCCGACGACGGAGAAGCUCCAGGAGGAGGUGGAAGAGGCCGCCGCGAGCAAAUCCCCUACGCGGACGCUUGGCCGCAGAGCCACCGCCCUGGAUCAGCUCGGGGAGCUCUCGGAGAGCGACUCAGGGGACGAAGAAGAGUUUUUCGACGCGGUGGACGCAGGCGAAGUCGAGGUUGCCGAGAUUCCUCACGAGGCAGUGCAAGAGACCAAGCAAGUGGUUGUGUCGGGUGUGGAUAUCAGCCCGUCCUUCAAGGGGUACGAGAACGGCAUCCGACACAGACUCAAGAUGGACGCCGAUGACCGGCCAAAGAUUUCUCUAUGGGGCAUCCUGAAGUCGAUGAUUGGAAAGGACAUGACCAAGAUGACGCUCCCCGUGUCUUUUAACGAGCCGACAUCGUUGCUAUAUCGGUGCGGUGAGGAUAUGGAGUACGCUGAUUUGCUGGACCUGGCCGCGGAUCGCGCCGACUCCAUUGAAAGGCUCGUCUACGUGGCUGCCUUUGCUGCGAGCGAAUACGCGUCGACUAUUGGGCGCGUCGCCAAGCCCUUCAACCCGCUGCUGGGAGAGACGUUUGAGUAUGUGCGGCCGGACAAGAACUAUCGCUUCUUCAUCGAGCAGGUCAGCCACCACCCGCCCAUCGGAGCCGCGUGGGCGGAGUCACCGCACUGGACAUACUGGGGUGAGUCGGCGGUCAAGUCCAAGUUCUACGGCAAGUCGUUCGACAUCAACCCGCUCGGCACGUGGUUCCUCAAGCUGCGGCCGACGGCGGGAGGCAAGGAAGACCUAUACACGUGGAAGAAGGUGACGUCUUCGGUCGUGGGCAUCAUCACGGGCAACCCGACGGUGGACAACUACGGCCCGAUGGAGAUCAAGAACUGGACGACUGGCGAGGUAGCACUCAUCGACUUCAAGGCUCGUGGGUGGAAGGCGUCGAGCGCAUACCAGAUUUCUGGCAAGAUCGUGGACGCGGACGGCCACGUGCGCGUGAGCCUGGGAGGGCGCUGGAACUCGAAGCUGUACGCACGGCUGACGCCGGGAUACGAGGCGACGCCGGACGACCUGGGCGACAGCGGUCCUCUGGAUAAGAGCGGCAUGACGGAUCCAAGCCGGGCGUACCUGGUGUGGGAGGCCAACCCGCGGCCCACGGGAAUCCCGUUCAACCUGACGCCGUUUGUCCUGACUUUUAACCACAUCGACGAGAAGCUGCGGCCGUGGAUCGCACCGACUGACUCUCGGCUGCGGCCGGACCAGAGGGCGAUGGAAGACGGCGAGUACGACCUCGCGGCGACGGAGAAGAACCGGCUCGAGGAGAACCAACGAGCGCGGCGUCGGGAGCGCGAGGCCAGGGGCGAGGAGUUUGUGCCGGCAUGGUUCAGCAAGACACGCUGCGAGGUGACGGGGGAGGAGUACUGGAAGUUCAACGGUAAGUACUGGGAGCAGCGAGAAAAGGCCGGGCCGAACGGGGACGGCAAGGCGUGGGAGGGCCUGGAGCCUGUCUUUGAAGACGCGCAAUAG